Molecule: messenger RNA, 2331 nt
Organism: Panicum virgatum (switchgrass)
Lineage: Eukaryota; Viridiplantae; Streptophyta; Magnoliopsida; Poales; Poaceae
Product: L-type lectin-domain containing receptor kinase SIT2-like
Exons: 1
Coding region: 195-2213 (672 amino acids)
Biological process (GO): protein phosphorylation
Cellular component (GO): plasma membrane
Molecular function (GO): carbohydrate binding; protein kinase activity; ATP binding
Source: RefSeq, a predicted model, not a curated record
GCUAUAUUUCGAGAGGUUCGCAAACUUAGUGUUAAAACGCGUGAGGCCUACGAACUUUAGAGUAAAAUGUCCAAAUCUCUCCCACGGCAAGAGCCCCGGAAUUUCCCUCCCUCCGAGCCUUAACAAAAGCUAAUCUUGACGACACACGACACUAAGACAUCGAGCGUUCCGAUCCGAAGCGACGCCGCAUAGAAAUGCUCCAGUUCCAGUCUUUCCACUUGGCCGCGCUGCUGCUCCUCCUGCUGCUGCUCGGCGGCGCGGCCAGUGCCGGCGAUGGCGGCCGGUUCGUCUACAAUGGCUUCGCGGGCGCGAACCUCACCCUCGACGGCGUGGCCGCCGUGACGCCGGCCGGCCUCCUGGUGCUGACCAACGGCAGCCUCCAGGGGAAGGGCCACGCGCUGCACCGGUCCCCGCUGCCGUUCCGUGACCCGGGCGCCGGCGCUCGGAACGCCACUGCGGCGGCGCGGUCCUUCUCCACCACCUUCGCGUUCGCCAUCUACGGGCAGUACGCGGCGCUGAGCAGCCCCGGGCUGGCCUUCCUCGUGUCCGCGGGCAGGGAGGCGCUGUCCACCGCGCUGCCAGGCAAGUUCCUGGGCCUCCUCAACGUCACCGACAACGGCACCCCCGGCGCGCGCGUCUUCGCCGUGGAGCUGGACACGCUCCUCAACGCCGAGUUCCAGGACAUCAACAGCAACCACGUCGGCGUCGACGUCAACAGCCUGAGGUCCGUCGACGCCGCCUCCGCGGGGUACUACGACGACGCCACGGGGCAGUUCCGGAACCUGAGCCUGGUCAGCCGGAGCCCGAUGCAGGUCUGGGUGGACUACGAUGGCGGGUCCAGGCAGGUCACCGUGUCCAUGGCCCCUCUGGGCGUGGCCAGGCCCACGAGGCCGCUGCUGCGGACCGCCGUCGACCUCUCCGACGUGGUGAUGCGGGGCACGGCGCUCGUCGGGUUCGCGUCGGCGACAGACGUCCUCUUCUCGCGCCACUUCGUGCUCGGCUGGAGCUUCGCGCUGGACGGCCCGGCGCCAGCGCUGGACAUCGCGGCGCUGCCAGCCCUGCCGCGUGCGUGGCCCAAGCCACGGUCUAGGGUGCUGGAGAUCGUGCUCCCCAUAGCGUCAGCGGCGCUGGUGCUGGCCCUGUGCGUGGCGAUCUACUCCAUGGUGCAGCGGCGGCUCAAGUACGCCGAGCUGCGUGAGGACUGGGAGGUCCCGUUCGGGCCGCACCGGUUCUCGUACAAGGACCUGUUCCAUGCGACCAAGGGGUUCAGUGACAAGCAGUUGCUCGGGGCAGGAGGGUUCGGCAGCGUGUACAAGGGAGUUCUCCGCAAGUCCGGCACGGAAGUCGCGGUGAAGAAGGUGUCCCAUGAGUCUAGGCAGGGGAUGAAGGAGUUCAUCGCCGAGGUCGUGAGCAUCGGACGGAUGCGGCACCGCAACAUUGUGCAGUUACUCGGCUACUGCCGGCGGAAAGGCGAACUUCUCUUGGUGUACAACUACAUGCCGAAUGGUAGCUUGGAUAAGUACCUUUAUGAUCAAAGCAAGGGCGCGCUAGAUUGGCCUCGACGACUCCACAUCAUCAGAGGCGUGGCGUCCGGGCUGCUGUAUCUCCAUGAGGAGUGGGAGAACGUCGUCAUCCAUCGAGAUGUCAAGGCAAGCAACGUUCUGCUAGACGACGAGAUGAAUGGGCGGCUAGGAGAUUUCGGCCUCGCGAGAUUGUAUGAUCACGGAGCAGGUGCGCAGACAACGCAUGUGGUCGGCACCAUGGGGUACCUGGCCCCUGAAUUAGCGCACACCGGCAAGGCAACUCCGGCAACAGAUGUCUUUGCUUUCGGGGCGUUCCUCCUGGAGGUCACUUGCGGACGAAGGCCAGUCGAGCAACACGAGCAGAACAACUGUGUUGUCCUUGUCAACUGGGUAGCUGAGCAUUGGCAGAGAGGCUCCAUCAUCGAGGCCGUGGACACGAUGUCUCCAAGGGGGUUUAACCCUGAAGAGAUCUCUCUUGUGCUAAAACUUGGGCUUAUGUGCUCGCACCCGUUGCCCAACGCAAGACCAACCAUGCGACAGGUCAUGCAGUAUCUGGAUGGUGAUAUUUCGCUUCCGGAUUUGUCACACACCUACAUCAGCUUCACCAUGCUGGAUCGGAUGUAUAGCAGGGAGCUGUGUGUCUCAUUGACUAGUGUGGGUGCCAUUUCUGAUCUCUCCGGGGGAAGGUGAUCAGGCGCGGCACUCGCUGUAUGAGUGCUCUGGUUGUUGUGGGUUCUUCUCCACACUUUGGUUAUAUCACCUGUCACAUAUAAUAAAGAUCAUUGCCGGUCGCCUUGAAUUUUUUCUU